Molecule: messenger RNA, 1728 nt
Organism: Tuber melanosporum (Perigord truffle)
Lineage: Eukaryota; Fungi; Ascomycota; Pezizomycetes; Pezizales; Tuberaceae
Exons: 3
Coding region: 1-1536 (511 amino acids)
Cellular component (GO): intracellular membrane-bounded organelle
Molecular function (GO): phosphatidylinositol binding
Source: RefSeq, a predicted model, not a curated record
AUGAAACCAUUCCGCUCUUCCCCUGUACCUGCUGUCGAUAAGUCGGCUAUCGCGCUCAUUCGCCGCGUUCUCUGCUAUCACGCCCCCCCCUUUACACCCCUCGAACAACUCUUGCCAGCCUUGACCUCUUCCCCGGAGGUUGACCUGGAGCUUUACGCCUUUCUUGCUAUCAUUUUUAGGGACUUCAUCUACUCUUGGUAUUCUAAAAUCACCACCGAUAAUGCCUUUGCGGAUGAGAUUAUUGCCGUGGUGGCCCAUUGUUCGAGGGCUAUUGAGGAGCGGGUCCGAGAGGUUGACCUGGAAGCCCUUUUUCUGGAUGAAAUCCCUUCCUUUAUAGAAAAUCAUGUUCAAGAUUAUCGUUUAGCUCUCUCGCGUCAUAGCACGCCACUAUCUCCGCACCUUGCCGUGCGCGAGAUAUUCCACAAUUUUCAGCCUCAUCCUGCCCUUUCAUCCUCACCGGACAGCGAGAAACUUUACCUGAAGCUUGUAUCCUCGGGAAUCUUGGCCGUCCUCCUGCCUACCGAGGACCUCGAAUCCGAUUGCGAGAGAUCACUAGUGAGAGAAGUAUUAUCCGAAAUGGUAUUAUGGAAUGUGGUGGACCGGCUCAGCGAGCCCCAUAUUAUUCAUGAGAUAAUCACAAAUACCCUGGAGCUUUUGCGUACUCCGAUGAACCCUCUCAGUGCUCCAGAACCACCACCGGAAAAUGAGAGGAAGCCGCCAGUAACGCACACGCGAAGAAAGAGGAGCUAUAGUGAAAAGAUACCACCGAUACCACUUCCACAUGAACCUAACGGCUCAGUAAAAAACAAAAUUUUUCAGGCCCCAGAAGUACUUGCACCACCCCCAGCAAACUAUAAGCUGAUCCGCAUACACCCCGUUAUGGAUACCCUUCUUACUAUCGCUUUCAAAGUGCUCUCCCUGCUGCGCACUUAUCUCUCCUCCUUUAUCACCAACCUACAUUCACCUCCGCCCCCUCCCCCUCGGCCCAAGAAGCCUCUUCUCCGCAUGUCCCUCUUUCGCUUAAUACCUUCUUACCUACAUCUCCCCACGCUCCAGCCUUGGACACUCAGUAGCCUCCUAUUUCUCACCAAACCUUUCACAUCCCGCUCAACCCGUCUUGGCCUCACCCUCGACAACCUUCUAUCCUCUUCCUUCCACUCAUACAUCGAGUCGCCCAAAUUACUCGUAAAAAUUCUCUGUUCCGCCAGAUCAACCUUGUUCCCAGCCUCGCCUGAGCCGGUCCGCCGAACCCACCCAACACCAAAAGAAAAGGCGCGCAUAAAAUAUACAGCAGAGGAGGCGAUAUGGGAAGCUACCCCUUCAUCGAUACGAAAGGUUUAUUUCGGGACAGACGAUAAGGAGGAGGGUCUGCCAGUAGUGGGCGAAAUGCUGCUGAAGACGGUGCAGGACAAGGAGGUUAAUAAGCAUCUAUUGUAUAACCUGUUGGACUUGACUGUCGGUAAGCUAAUACCAGAGUUGACGGAAGAGGGGCCCGCAGAAUUGCGGCGGAGUAGGGUGGGCGUUGUAGAUCGGUAGUGGUUCUAUUGUUCCUCAAAUGCACGUGAUUAUGGAUAGGGUAGUUGGCGAGACGUAUUGUUAUGAUAGUGGAUUAUUCCGGUGUAUAGAGAGGGCUGCUGAUUGUUUUUCCUACUUGCCUACUUGCCCGAGUGGCUAAAAGGCAUACUUUUCGCAAUAUACAUACCCAAUCUAAUCAUAUAUUAUCACUCG